GAAAGGAAAGCAGCUCGUCUGACAUCUGCUGUCUGAAAAAAGAAAAAGUGCAAAAAAUAUUCCUGACAAAAUGUAAUUAUUUACCGAAUAGAAAUAAGGCUUUUCCGGAUUCUGCAGUUCGCAACAUGGUGUUCGUCCCUAGCGCAUCGAGUCUGUUUUGCGAAAUGUUUUUUUUUAAGAAGAUGUAAAAAAUAAUCGUAAACUAUACUUUAAUUACGCCUAUUUGUCAAUGUAGGAAUUCAUUAUUUGAUCUCUUCCGGUGUGAAAUAAACACUAAAGAAAAAGAAACAUUUUGUUUUUGGAAGAUCGCUCUAAGUAACAUAAUCCUAGUAGGCGUGUUUCGUGUAGCUUAAUGUAACGUGUGUAUGUGUGUGAAAGUGAGUGUUUUGUGUUAUUUGCUUAAUAUACAAAAAAGUGUAACAGUACGAUAAAAUAGCACAACGCUGUCUACGCGAUCAUAAUACGGUCGGCUGGUGAUGAUAGGACAGCAUUGUAACAAGAACGCUUGCAGGAAAGUUAGCAGUGAGUAAGUGGAGUAACGAGCGUCACCGGAUAUUGCUAGAUCAUUGCUAGCGGAAACUAACCCCGACAGAUCGGUGCCGGAUCGUGAUAGAAGCGAAUGAGUGCGCGGUGGCGUUCCUCCAUUUUGCAGGCCGAUAAGCCGUUGCCAUCUAUCAUCCGUACCGCAGAUUGUCGACGUCUACGCCGGUGUUUUGAACCAGGAAAUCCUUCCUGGGUACUGUGGGUGGAAUCUACCAAAGGAAAGGAAAUCGACGACGAUAAGUACCACCUUCCACUUCUGGGACGGUUGCUGCUGCAGCACCGUCGACAGUAGUAGACGAGGGAUCCAAAGCAAUGACCGAAGCUCAAGCCAAUGAGUACCUCCGGAAUCGACUGUGGCAGAAGGCGAAAGACAUCUACGACAGCAUCGUUGAAGCCUCCGGUAACGAUCAACCGUCAGGUCGAAGACUCUCGAAGGAGCAAGUAAUCGCGUGUCUUUACGGGCGGACAGAAUGCUGUCUAGAGCUGCAACAGUACGAUCAGGUAACGCAGGACUGCCAGCGAUUGCUAAAGCUGCUUACUCUAGCCGAGAACGCCGCCAACAACAAUAGCAACCCAAACAGCAACGGGAGCGCUCCAGUAUCGUCCACCGAAUCUCCCAGCCCUACACCGUCCUCAUCGUCGACUGGAUCGUCGUCCUCUUCGUCGGGCAAGGGUACGUCGGCGAAAUCCACCGCUAAUGGAACAUCCAAUGCCGGCGUCGUUGGUGCAAGCAGCACCGAAUCGAAGAUCCGCAAACGGCUCAUACACUCGCUGUUCAAGCAGCAAAAGUUCAGCGAAGCGGAAGUGAUCCUGCAGGAAUGGGCUACGUGUCCGGGCGCUAAUCAGGACAUCGGACGGUACCUCGAUCGGUUGAAGGUGUUGCUACAGAUGGCUUCAUCGUCCGGUGGAUCGUCACCAAGUGCUGAUGGUGGUGGAGAAAACCAGCAAACCAAUGCCGGUGGUAAUAACAACUUACCCGACGGAUCACCGGCUACUGGCGCCGAACACACCACGAGUUCAAGUUCGUCGACCGUUUCUUCGCUUUCAUCACUAAAUGACGAGUAUGAACAGAUUGAGACGAAGCUGGAUAAGCUUAUCCUGAACAAUCUACCGCCGGAUCGUUACACUAAGCAGCUGGGUCGGAUAGAGAGCCAGCUGAAGGUGGGAAACGGCGAUACUACGGAGGGGCUUUCGGCUGAGCUUGAUGAAGCAAAUCAAAAGCCGGUUGGCCUGAAAAAACAGCAGCAGGACGGCGAUAUUCCCAAGGAGACAGAACCGACGGCGGGCGGGAAAUCGGCGGGAAAAGCUUCGACCGCAACACACAUGAACAGUAGUGGUAGCAGUUGUAGUAGCAGCAGCAGCAGUAGCAGCAGUAGUAGCAGCAACAGUGAUAGCAAAGCUAGUGAUAGUAACUGUAAUUUAUUCAAUGAAGCAAACAGUGAUAAGGGCGAGAAGAAAGCAUCCAACACAGAUCGAGGAACGGUCGGUGGAUCGGGAGGGUCUCGUACAAUGGAUAGCUCGUCCGGUGGUCGCGGUUCCGGAACGGUUGGUGUUAGCGGUGGAAAAUUAGCUAACAACCAUCCGGCGGAGAAGCACGGCAAAGCGGUCGGUGGUUCAUUCGGACAGGACAAACUAUCUGGUGGCGGCAGCAAAGGGAUGCCAAUGGACAAAUUGAGCAGUAUUACCUGUGUCUACUGUACGCUUUCGUUUGCCGAUCGGUCAGAAUUGCGCGCGCAUUGCCAAACUGAGAGCCACCAGAACAUCAUCAUGUCGGAUGAAGGUCGAGACUGGAAAUGGCGUCCACCUCCUCGCGGCUUCGUAGCCGAGUCGUACACACUGUGUGAAAAGUUUCAGGAUAAUCAAAACUGUCACUACGGCAACCAAUGUGUUGAGGCACAUGGUGUCGAUGAGCUGAACGAGUGGAAGGAACGCUUUGAGUAUCGCAAGAAGAAACUGCAGCGAGCACGUGACAAAGAACUGUACGGCAAGAGCUACACGGAGCAGCUGCUGGAACGGUGGGUGCAGGCACCCAGCCCGGAGAAGGUGAUGCGCGAAAAGGUGGAAGGUGUUGAGGAUAGCUGUUCGCACGAUCUCGUCACAACCAUCUCCUCGAAAGUAAGCAAACGCGAAUGGUCGUUCGUGCUAAAGUCGAAGCGCCACCUGAAGGCGGUGGCACUGCUCCAGGACGCGCAUCGGAAUCAUUUCGUGUUGAAGCAAGUCUGCCCGGGAGAGCUGCGAAUCGGUGGUGCGGGCAGCAGUAGUGGCAGCAACAACACUAAGAAGGGGAUGAUCGCCGGUGGGAAAGGUACAUCGACUGAGGCGGAGCUUAACUCGGAGCAGGAGUGGAUUGCUCCGUCGGCCAGCACCGACAAGGGUGAUACGACCGCUACCAUACUGGAGCACCGUGUGAAGGUGGGUUUCAGUACGGAAAUUUACGGUACCUUUCGACAAACGGUGGUGUUCGAUUUCGGACGUGAACCGGUGCUGGUAAAGCACAUUUGCGUUGAUGUGGUGCCGGUGACGGAGGUCGACAAAAUACAGGAGAUUAAGAAGGACAUUGUGAUGUCGACGGCUGAACGAUGGGAUGAGACAAACUCGGAGAUAUUCGAGUUUACCACCGCUCCCAUUCCACACAUGCACACACCGGCCUAUACAGCGGAUGCGGAACGCGAGAAGGAUCUUCUCGUGCGCUACCCACUUCCGAAGGCUUCCACGUUCGUGCUGACGCAGUCGACAAUUACGGAAAAGAAGCUAACGCGCAACAACUAUCGUAACCGCAUCCAUGAGCUGCUGUACGUGGAAGAAAUCGCAAGGUACGAGCAGAUAGCGCGCUACAACCUGACCACGCGACUUUCGAUCGUGACCAACUACCUGCUCACUCCGAGCGGUAUGGCGACCAGCACGGCAAAGUAUUCACACUCGGGCGAAUUGUUUGCGUUGAUGAAGCUCGGCAAGGACGUGUCGGAAGAUACGUCCGCUGGGCGAUUGAUUUUGAACAAUUGCCAGGCGGUGUACAUUGCGGCAGCCCGUGAAACAAUUCCCGCUGGCGAACGGCGCAAGGUGUACGAAGCAGUAAUUGAGGAUAAGGGCAAGAACAUGAUCUACCUGAAGGUGUCGGCGAAAGCGGUGACCGGGCUAGGGCUUAAACCGGACACAGAGUUCCUGUCCGACAUCCAGUUCCAACCAAACCGUCUGACGUAUUGUGAGUGGCAUCAAGCAAUCGACAAGAUUGCCGACUUUCGCAUCAUCUUUCCGGAGAUCUUUCUCGAACCGAGUAUCCCGUGGACACCGCAGCGCCAGUGGGAUGCAUCGCUCGAUCCAAAGCUGAACUCAAAGCAAAAGGAAGCGGUAGUAGCGAUCACGACACCGGUCAAUGUGCCGCUGCCACCGAUUCUGUUGAUUGGGCCGUUCGGUACGGGCAAAACGUAUACGCUGGCACAGGCGAUCAAGCAGCUGUUGUUGCAGGACAGCACAAAGAUUCUGAUCUGCACACAUUCAAACUCGGCUGCCGAUCUUUACAUCAAAGACUAUCUCCAUCCAUGGGUAGAAGAGGGCAUGACGGAGGCACGACCACUGCGUGUAUACUACCACAAGCGCUGGGUAGCGACGGUUAACAGUAUUGUCCAGAAGUACUGUCUGGUGGAUUUGAACAUCAACAUGCGCAACUUUCGACGACCGACUGUGAAAGACAUCCUGAAGCAUCGUAUCGUCGUGGUGACGCUCAACAUUUCGACGGAGCUGGCCUCACUGGAUCUGCCGAAGGGCCACUUCACCCACAUCUUCCUUGACGAGGCGGCCCAAGCGAUGGAGUGCGAAGCGAUCAUGCCACUAGCGCUUGCCGGUGAAGGUACGCGCAUCGUGCUGGCCGGCGAUCACAUGCAAAUGUCUCCGGAGCUGUUUUCGAACUUUGCCAAGGAGCGCAAACUGCACGUUUCGCUGCUGGAACGGCUGUACGAUCACUACCCGAACGAUUUCCCGUGCAAGAUUUUGCUGUGUGAAAACUAUCGUGCGCACGAUGCCAUCAUCCGCUUCACAUCGGAACUGUUUUACGAGCAGAAGCUGAUCGCAUCGGGUAAGCAACCGCGGCACGAGAAGUUCUACCCGCUAACGUUCUUUACGACCCGUGGCGAGGAUGUGCAGGACAAAAAUUCGACCGCCUUCUACAACAACUCGGAGGUGUACGAGGUGGUUGAGCGCGUGUGUGAGUUGCGCAAGAAGUGGCCAAGCGCGUGGGGUAAGAUCAACGACCAGAGCAUCGGUAUUAUGACGCCCUACGCGGAUCAGGUGUUCCGUAUCAGGUCGGAACUGCGCAAGCGACGCAUGGGCGGUAUCAGCGUGGAACGAGUGGCAAACGUGCAGGGCAAACAGUUUCGAGCGAUCUUUCUCUCGACGGUACGCACCAGACGCACGUGCAAUACGAACCCGAGCGAGGGCACGAAUACAAAUGAGGAGGUGGACUACGGAUUUCUCAGUAACUCGAAGCUGCUCAAUACGGCGAUCACACGCGCCCAGAGUCUUGUAGCGGUUGUCGGUGAUCCAGUGGCGCUCUGCUCGAUCGGCCGGUGCCGCAAGGUUUGGGAGCGUUUUAUCGAGAUUUGCUACCAAAACAAGAGCCUGUUCGGUAUCACCUGGUCGCUGUUGCGUUCGCAGCUUGACGGCGUAGAGCUAAAGAAGACGUACGUGCUGAACCCACUCGCACCGGAAUUUAUUCCUAGGGCUUUGCAAGGGGAGGCAUAUCUGCGCGAUCAAGCCGCAAGUAUUGGUGGGCUAGCGAUGUCGGCAUCGGGCCAAUUUCAUCCACUUGCGGUGGCUGCUCACCAUGGUGGGCCGGUGGGAGCACCACACCAAAGUCAUCACGGAUCAGCACACCAACAACAACAGCAACCCCAGCAGCAGCAACAACAACAACAGCAGCAGCAGCACCCACAGCAACAGCACCAACAGCAGGUUCCGUCUGUGCAUGCGUCUCAUCACUUGCACCAUUUGCAAUCGCAUCACCAUGGCGCACCACAACAACCUGGUGCAGGAUCGUCGUUCCAUCAUGGUAACUUAGCAGCUGCAGCAGCAGCAGCAGCAGCGGCAGGCGGUAACUUCCCACUCGGCAAUGUUGCCGGAGGUUCGACUGGUGCAGGAAUAGCAGGCCUACCGAAUGCUGCAACUGCAGCCGCACUAAUGCGCAAUCAGCUGGCUAUUACACCCUUCAUAGGACCUACGUCUGCCGUCCAAGGGCCGGUAGCGCAAACGUCGAUGCUGCAGCAACACAUUCAAUCGCAGCAACCAUCACAACCGCAACCUCCACAGCAACAACCGCAGCAGCAACAGUUUCCCUACCAGAAUCAGCUGUAUUUCUAUCAGCAACAGCAACAGCAGCAACAACAAUCAUCCCAACAGCAAUCACUUCGUGCAGGUGGUCCAUCCCUAGUCCCACCAUCGGCCCUCGGAGGGCCACCGAUACCACCGAAUAUGGCGCCACCGAACCAGAACGCGCCGAACCUGUGGGGUUCGGGAGCAGGUAGCUCCUUCCCGAUGGUUUCUUCGCCCGGUGGUCGCAAUACACCGCCCGGUUGGCGAUUGGCGCAAAAGAACGUUCCACCCUCGAUACGCCCCCAGCUGGCGGCUGCUGUAGCAGCGGUGGCGGCCGCAGGUCAACCGGUGACGCAUCCGCUCAGCAUGGGAUUGCCCGGCGGUCCAAGUCGUCCCGGUCCGCCGCCUCUGAUUGCCCCACCGAUGCGUAGUCCGACGAUUGCCGGCGGACAGGCACCGCCUUGCCCACCAUUGGGACCAUUAUCGUACUUUCAACAGCAACCUAACAAAGGUCCCACCGGGGCCGCUGGUACCACGCUCAUGCAAACCCAGGCUCAACAGCAGCAACAACAACAGCAAGCCGGUGGUGCAUUUGGGCUUUACCAUCAAGCACCCCAUCUUGGCGGUGGCCCUUUACAGCAAGGACCCGUCGUUGCGCAGCCGAAUCAUCACAUCCGGCCAAUGCUGACCGGUGGACCCAUCAGUCCCAGCAGUUUUCAGCAGCAACAGCAGCCCCAGGUUGUGCCCAACUCCCAAUCGCAGGGACAUUUUGGGCAAACUGGAGACCUGUACAUGACCAGCAUCCAGAGCGAUUUGAUGGCCAUGUCUAACCGGAUGCCGCAUAUGGCGGUAGCGGCUGCUGCAGCGGCAGCAGUUGCCGCGGGACAGAAACUCGGCCCAGGAGCCGGUGGAGGUAACGGUGGAGUAGUUGGAGGUGGCCCGAUGGCACAUCGUGCGGGUGGAACCGAGCAGUACGCAAUGGACAAAGCGUCUGAUUUUCACUUUCUCCAAAACGUCCACUUUCCGGAGCUGCGCAAUUCUUCGGCAAAUCAUCAGAUGGGUGGUACGAUUGCGACUGUUGGGCCUCAUUUACCGGCAGUCUCUACAUCAGCGCAUUUAUUGCAACAACAGCAGCAGCAGCAACAACAACAACAACAACAACAUCAGCAACAACAAAUACCCGCAACCGUGCUUGGGUCGGUCGCACAGCAACAUCACGGUUCGCUCGGAUCCGCUCACGUUCUAACUGAUUUUAAUCAUCUGCUGCCAGCGGGCGUAAGUUUCUUCGAGAUGGCGGUGCAAACGAAAGAGUUCCAGUACUACUGGUUCACCAAGCUGAUGGAAACGAAAGGGCUCGAAGCGGCACACAAGUUCACGGACAUUCUGCGCCAGGUACCGACGGCUAAUUCGAUGAAAACGCAACCAACUGGCGGGCUGCCGGUUAAUAACCAGCAGCAGCAACCGGGUGCAAAGAUGCCCGGAUUAGUCGGCACGGGCGCUGGCAAUGGUCCACUUUCUUCACAGGCCGAUCUGUUUCUCGAUAACAUACUGAAUCCUAUGCGUGAUCCGCUGCUGCUCGGCGGUGGUGGCGCUAAUGUCGGGAACAUUGUGCAAGGUAACGUGCUGGUGAAUGGGGUUGCUGGUUCUGGAUCUUCAGCCAAUGCAGCCAACAACCAUCCGGGCGCGGGCGCUAAAAGUGGAGGUAUUCUCGAAUCGGUUGAUCUAUUUGCUAGCCUUUCAUCUUCACUUGCGCCUGAAAUUCCGUCCCUCGGUGGACCAGUACAACAGAGUCAGCCACAACAAUCUGUACCACUGUAUCGUCGUCAGGCAGGACAAAACUAUCAAAAUAGUGGUAGUGGCUCCGGUGGUGUAGGAGGAGGAGCAAGUAAUAGCAGCAGUGGUGGUGGUGCCAUCGGUACAGCUUCUUCAUCGAAUGCCCAAUCGAUCGAAUCGUCCACCCCGGAUCUACUCGAUUCAGUGCAAUUGCAUCAGCAUCAACAACAACAGCAGCAGCAGCAGCAACAACAGCAACAGCAGCAUCAGCAACAACAUUUUGGUAUGCAGCAAACGCUGCUCGAUUUGCUAGAACCGAAGAUAUCGCAACAGAACUACCUUUUCGGUGCUGCUAACGGUGGGAAUCAAUUUGCCGGUAAUACGUUGCUCGAACAGCACCAACAGCAGCAACAACAGAAUGGUGGAUUCCCUGGUAAUGGUGGUUACAGCUCCAUACAAAACAUUGCAGCGGGUUUGUUGCAACAGCAGCAGCAGCAGCAACAGAUGCAACAUCAGCAGCUUGGUGGUCGAGAUUAUAUGCCACACCUGACAUCACAUGCUGGUCCGCAAAUGGUGCAGGCCGGUUUGGUACAAUCUCAGCCGCAUCUGCACGACGAACAUCUGCUGUCCCAGCGUCCACCCGGUGUUGGUGCCGGAUCAGUAGUGGGCCCGUCUGGAAUGCCAACAUCAUCAGCAGCUCAUGCAACGUACGCAAGCGUACUGAGCCAGGGACAACAACAGCAGCAUCAUCACCAUCAGCAGCAGCACCAUCACGGUAAUAAUGCUAAUCAGCAUCAGGUGCAACAGCACCACCAUUAUGCCAGUCAACAGCAACAGCAGCAGCAGCAGCACGCUAUAAUGGAUGGUCUGAAGCAGCACGGAAAGAUCGAUCUUUCCGAUGGUGGUCUUGGCGGUACUGGCGGUGCACUGGUUGAUGGCAGUUCAAACAAUGGCAACAAUAGUGCAGUGGGCAACGACCCCUUCGCUCCGUUGCGCAAUCUUGGUGGCAAAAGCAAUGGGCUUUACAAUUAUUUUCUUUAAAAUGUUUUAAUCGAUUGCUGAAGGGUGGAUUGCCGAACGAAAGGGGAGACCUCCAAAUGGAUCCUUUAGCAUCACACAACGAGCUAAACGCCAGUAAGCUCCCCGAUGUGUUGCAUGGCGGUAUCGAAUGGUCUCCUACGAAGAAAGAGUCCCAAUCAAUUUAGGCAGCCGGUGUUGCAAAACCACAUUGUAGAAGGCAUUGUGUGAAUUAUUAUUUCUUAUAGAAAAACAGCCACCCUUAGCGGGCGUUCAUAUAUGCGAAGAUGUAGAAGCUACAACAAAAAAACAAGAAAAGAAAAAAAACAAAACAUAUGCUUGAAAAGAUAAAUUGAAAGCGAUUUGAAGAAAAAAAAUGAAAAAGCACAGUAGUAAACAAAAAACGAAUAAAUGAUAAAAAAUAAAACACUAGAAAUACGCUACAGAAAAUAAGAAAAACAAAAAAUCAUAAAAAAAGGAAAAAAGCUAUAAAAACACUAAAAAGUUAUGUCUACACUUAUGGUUUAUAUAAAUGUUACAAACACAAAAAUUGACAAAAAAAAUGCAAACAAAUUGUGUAAAGAAUUACAGUAGCGAUGGUUUGAACGAUGAAGAAGAUACGGCACGUACAGAGAAUGGAAAAAGAUUUACAGUUUACACAACCGUAGGCAUUACAUGAUGAUGUAGUAUGAUAAGUAAAGCACCUAUAGUUAUGAGAUUGCUCGUGGUUUGGGAAGGGGAAAAUGGUACAGCUGGCGCAAGGGGAAGAGGUAACUCUCUUCAGCCCGAAGGAGGCGAUUAAUGAUAAGAUUCAUGUGUAAACAUACUACGUUCAUGGAGAAAAAGAACAGAAAACAUAACUGAAAAAGUAACACACACAAACCGGCAUGCAAAGUGGAAAAAUCGGGAGACAUACACAACACAUACAUACUACAUUGACUUUAGUGUAAUCGUAAGGAAUCGUCAUACCGAUAUAAUUAUUAUACUCUAUUAUUUACUUCUUUAACUUGAACAUACUUGAAUCGGUUUAUUAUUUUUCUUUUAUACUUUUUUUAAAUUACAUUUAUACUCAUUUUUCUUGUGCUUACUUUUACUCGCUUUCUUAUUUAAUGUACGGAUCUAAUUGCUACUAUUAUAUACUUUUGCCUAGCGUAUAUACAUAUAUGCGUAUACUAUCUACAAAUUAAAUAUCAAACAUGCAAGUUCGUAAACAGAAGAAGAAACUAUGGAAAUAAAUUAUGCUCCAGUAAGAUGUGUUUCAUGUUUUUAUUUUGUUUUUGUCUUCUGUGUUUUUAGUUGAUGUUGAUUGAUUUGUUUAAUAAUCUUUUUUCUUUCUUUGUUUUCAUAGACAGGAUUAUGAAAGAAUUAUAACUGACAUGAAAUGAAUUUCUGCAGUAGAAGCGAAAAUCUUCUUCGCUGAAACUAAUGCUGCUCCGUAUGUGUUAGAUAAUGGGCAACAAUUGAACCAAACAGUAUCAAAAUUGCAAACGAAUAGGGGAACAUCUAUCGACAUUUUUUUUCGUGAAAUCGGAUUGAAUUCGUGAAGAUAACAGGGACGGUAAAACAGGCGGAAGGACGAUUUAAAGGAUUGAAAGCAAAUAGUAAUUUUAGUAAAAGCCGUUAAAACUAAAUGAAAUUGAAUGGCGAUCAAAUCGCCCUCAAAAUAGAAGCCCACAAUUAAAUAUAAAAACGAAAGAUAGAGAAAGACUAUUGCAGAAGAAAUGUCAGAUGACACACAUUCUUGUAAAGAAUAAUUAGAAAAAGGAGGAGUAUUCUUCUAGCAACUAACGAGAAUACAAAAAAAACACAAACAAACAUACAGAUAUUAACUAACAUCAGAAACCUAAUAAUGAAACCAAGCAAACCAGUGCGGAUUAAAUAAAGAAAAACAAAUUGAAAAUGUAAAAGAACAGUAAAAAUGGUAAACAAACGAAAAACGAUGAGUUACCUCAUCACAAAAAAAUAUGUGUGCAUGAUAAUUAAAUCACCCCACGAUUAGAGAUAUUUAUAUAUACAUACAUACCGAUAGAACUUGUAAGCAAUGAUCAAUAUAAAAAAGUAGGAGAAAGAGAGAAAAAAAUUCAUCACCCCAUUCAUUUACUAACUCAUUUCCUCGUACGAAACAAUGAUAAAGCUAAUAGUUUUGUUUAUAAAUUAAACUUUUCUUUUCGUUACUUAAUUUGUAUUUUAAACAAUUACUUCCUUUCAGUGUAGUUCCGCCAUUUCCGAUCGCUUUGCAGAAUGCGAAUGCAGAAUGGGUUAAAAGAUAGGGAAAAAGUAUAUAAAACGGAAAAAAGAAACAAAAAAAAACCAAACGGAAAACAACAAAACUGAACGAGACGAAUAUAUUUAAAUGAAACGUGUAACAGUAAGAACAAUAUAUAUGGAAAUAUUUAUAUAUGUAUGUACUUUUUAAACAGGAAUAAAACUAUAUAUAUAUAUAUUGAAGCAGACAAAAUGGAAAUUAGAUUGCAAACUUCAUAAAUAAAAUUGAUAAAAAACAGAAAAAAUAUUAAAAAACACACUGAUAAUGGAAGAUGAAACGCCGACAGAACGGGUAGAAUGUGAAUGGAAACGAAAGAGAUAAUGAUGAAAGUGGGGUAAACAAACUAACAAUGAAGCAAACCAAGUCAACACUGAGUGUAGCAUUAGGGCAAAUUUAUAAGGAAGUAAAACAUUUGAAAAACAAAAAUAGAGUACAGCUAAAUUGCAAUAGAAACAAAACAAGAUAACAACAACACGAUACAUGAUAACACAGUGCACAUCAAAAGACAUAGUUUAGUUUUUGUACAACGUGUUUUUGUUUCGUUUUUGUAUAAGUUUACCGUUUAUUACCAACCAAAUUACCAUGCAUUGAUUGUGAGGAGAUAAAUUGUUUUCAAAAAAUGAAUUUACGUUUGAUAUUUUUGAACCGUUUGGACAGGUUUGAUGAUGCCAGGUAGAACAGACAAAAAGUAUGAUGAUAUAGUGCGGGCGGGUGGUUUUUGUCCCGUAUGAAGGUUUCCUCCCGCAAGAACUGUUUGCAAAAAAAACGAGCGAUAUAACCAAACUCAUCGCCAACCUGAAUCUGUUUAUGUUCAUUGAAUGUUUAAAAAAACAUAACAAGAAGAACGACAAAGUGAAGCGGAAAAUCGAAAAACAUUUGAAAAGUUAUUUGAAAAUGAAAGAAGCAAAAACAGAAACAGCAACUACCAUGAUAAAGAGAGAGAGAGAGAGAGAAAAAUAAAUGUAAACAUCAACUACGAAUGACCACAACUAGUAGGGGGAUGGGGAGAGAUUUUGCUAGAACAAAGGGAAAUAGAAACGCAGAGGAAAGCGGAAA
Molecule: messenger RNA, 11959 nt
Organism: Anopheles funestus (African malaria mosquito)
Lineage: Eukaryota; Metazoa; Arthropoda; Insecta; Diptera; Culicidae
Gene: Helz
Product: probable helicase with zinc finger domain
Exons: 5
Coding region: 856-8661 (2601 amino acids)
Biological process (GO): regulatory ncRNA-mediated post-transcriptional gene silencing
Cellular component (GO): P granule; cytosol
Molecular function (GO): protein binding; metal ion binding; helicase activity
Source: RefSeq, a predicted model, not a curated record